AUGGCUUACCCCCGCCUCGGGCUCCCCAGCUUGCUACUUGCCGUCACGAUGCUAUUCGCAACCUUCUCGUGCGGUCAUGCGCAGAGUGCACCGCCGUCGGCAGCGGCAAGUCGGGACACCGCAGCUAGUCGAAUGUCCAAGCGAGCCGAGGCCGUGGGAUCAUCUUGCUCUCCAGAGGGUCAAUGGAACUGCAUGACCAGGUCCUUUCAGCGCUGCGCAAGUGGACAGUGGAGCGCGGUGAUGAACUGCGCCUCGGGGACGAUAUGCACUCCCUCGGGACACACGGUCGAGUUCAGGGUCCAGCGCGAUGGGGGCGCCGACGGUUCUUGGGGCGCAAGCGGCUCCGGGGGCGGCUUUACGACGAGCUCGGCGGGCCGCAAAGGAGUGGAUGGAAGCUUGGCCAUUGGGCUUCUCGCCUUGGCGUCAUGGCGGACCCUUGCUGGUUGA
Molecule: messenger RNA, 447 nt
Organism: Ustilaginoidea virens
Lineage: Eukaryota; Fungi; Ascomycota; Sordariomycetes; Hypocreales; Clavicipitaceae
Exons: 1
Coding region: 1-447 (148 amino acids)
Source: RefSeq, a predicted model, not a curated record